Trypanosoma conorhini is the source of this 564-nucleotide messenger RNA. RefSeq lists its product as uncharacterized. The annotation marks the transcript as partial. The transcript has a single exon. NCBI's taxonomy places the organism in Eukaryota, Euglenozoa, Kinetoplastea, Trypanosomatida, Trypanosomatidae. The record is from RefSeq and is a predicted model, not a curated record.
AUGACAACACGGCACGUUGGGGACUUCGCGGUGACGAUUCACCGUGUGCAGUUUAACGGCGACGACUGGGCUGUUCUGCUGGAGCGGAACCGUGCUGCGCUGUGCGAGGCGCUGGACACUGACGUCUGUGGCGCGGUGGGCGUGCCUCGUGGCUCCGUCGUCGAUGUGGAAUUUACUCUGGGCAGCUUGUUUGCCACGUUUAGUCUCCGCUACCUUCCUUCGCUGCGUAAGAGUGACGUGGAUAAGCGCCUUGCCCAGUGUGACUUUGCUGAGAUGUGGAAGCUGUACGAUGGCCGGGACCAAUUGCACGGCGCCCAUGGUGCAAUGCCCGCUGCCGUGCCUCUGGCUGCCAAGGAGGAAAUGUUUCCUGUGCUGCUCGCCACCGAAGAACGCGAUGUGACCCCGCUGAAACUUCAGUCUCCAGAAGAAUUGUCGCCACCGCGUGGAGAUGGUUCUUGCCCAGUCGUGAAGGUGCUGAAACCGCCCCCAGGUCUAUUAGGUAAAAACCUUGAGGAGGGAGGUACAAUACCACUUGAGACAGCGAUGACAACACAGCACGUUGGG